AAGCAAUAUUAGCAAGAUAAUGGGUUGUAGGACUUAAGUACUUAAACUUAGUCCUACAUUCCUACACAGUACAUCCACAACAAACUAAACGAUAAGACAUAGAUAUUUAUAAUACAAAUUAAAUACAUUUAACGAUGUACCUAAUACAAAUAAAACAUAUUGGUUGUAAUACCUAUUACAGAUGAUUUUCAAUCUAAUCAAGUCGCAAUAGUAUGUGAUAAUGGUUCUCAUUCAUUGAAAGCUGGGUUCUCCAAUGACAAUUUUCCACGAUCAAUAAUUCCAACUAUCGUUGGAAAACCUAAACAUGAAAAAAUAAGUACCAUACCAGAAUAUGGAGAAAAUCUUGUAUUUCCAGGUGAGUCUGCUAUAAGAAAUAUGGACAUUUUGGAUACGAUUUGUCCAAUACGUAAUAGCAUCAUUUCUGACUGGGAUGCUAUGGAAAAAAUCUGGUACCACAUGUAUUUCGAAGACUUGUUGGUACCACCAGAAAAUUACAACAUUUUACAUACAGAAGCAGAUAUGAAUUCAAAGUCGUCACGUGAAAAAAUGUUUGAGAUUAUGUUUGAAUUAUUCAACGUACCAAAGACAGCAGUGAUACCCAAGUCAGUUCUUGCUUUAUAUAGUAGUGGUAGAACUACUGGUUUGGUGGUAGAUUCUGGAUACGACUACACACAAGUUAUGCCUAUUUUCGAAGGAUAUCCAUUGCAUCAUGCUGUACAAACAAUGUCUGUUGGCGGAUGGCAUAUAACACAAUAUUUGAUGGAGUUAUUAAAUAAACGUGGAUACAGUUUUACCUCUUCGAAAGAUUUCGAAACUAUAAAUAAUAUUAAAGAACAAUUGUGUUAUUUUGCUUUGAACUUCCAAUUUGAAAAAGAUAUGUACACUGAAGAAAAGGAAAAACAAUAUACAUUGCCAGACGGAAUGGUGAUCAAUGUCGAAAGCGAAUCCUUUCAAUCACCUGAAAUCUUGUUUGAUCCUCUUUUGUUCAACAUCGAAUCAAAGCUAGGAGGUAUCCACAACUUGAUACAAAGAGCAUGCAGUGCUUGCGAUUAUAAAGAACAAAAAAAUAUGUACAACAACAUCAUAUUGGCUGGUGGUAGUACGAUGUUUCAAUUUCUGCCCAUUCGUUUGGAGAAAAUGUUAGCUGAUUUAGGCACAUCUCCUAAUAGCAUACAAAUUAAAGCGGAUCCCGAACGUAAAUUUUCUACAUGGCUCGGUGGUGCCGUAUUAGCUUCGAUGCCUAGCUAUCAGCAAAUGUGGAUCAGCAAAGAAAUGUACGAAGAAAAAGGGUCUGAAGCUAUACAUGAAAAAAACUUAAUUUGAUCGAUGUUAAUCUAUUAUAAUUUGUAAUAAUCCUAUACGUCGACCAAUGUACUUGUAUUUUGACAGUUAUUUUAAAGUUAAAUGAUCGUCAAUUGAUGGUAAAUAACAAUUUUCUUUUUUCAAUAAUCUCCGUUGCCGUUAUUUUGUUACCCAUUCCGUACUCAGUUAAAAAUAUAAUCCCCAUGAAUGUCUAUGCAUUUACGGAAUAUAACACAUAUUUAUAUUAUAUAAUAUACCUGGAAGCGCCAGGUAUCAUAGAGAGAAUAGAUCAUUAUAAUGACUGUACAGCAUUAUAUGGGUACCUAAUUUGUUUCCUUUAAUUAUUUAGUAGCCUUAAACAUUAUAUAUUGUUUUGUUGUGCUUCUUAUAUCUUUGUUAAAAAUAAAA
Messenger RNA from Myzus persicae (green peach aphid), 1710 nucleotides. Its product is annotated as actin-1-like. The record is from RefSeq and is a predicted model, not a curated record. The coding region runs from base 376 to 1323 and encodes 315 amino acids. The transcript is spliced from 5 exons. Lineage: Eukaryota; Metazoa; Arthropoda; Insecta; Hemiptera; Aphididae.